Molecule: messenger RNA, 6251 nt
Organism: Trichomycterus rosablanca
Lineage: Eukaryota; Metazoa; Chordata; Actinopteri; Siluriformes; Trichomycteridae
Exons: 27
Coding region: 129-5213 (1694 amino acids)
Biological process (GO): RNA polymerase III preinitiation complex assembly
Cellular component (GO): transcription factor TFIIIB complex
Molecular function (GO): TFIIIC-class transcription factor complex binding
Source: RefSeq, a predicted model, not a curated record
UUUAUCCCACGUACCAGUGUGCGCUGUGUGAGGGAGAAAUGUGUAAAUACAGUUUUAUUAAAGAUAAAUGGAUAUAAAGUGAUUCAGUGAUAAUAAAGGAACCUGUUUGUGUUUCCGGUGGGGGAAACAUGAUCCGCAGGUCCAGGAUCAGCGUUCGGCCCAACGUCAGACCCGCCGGCCGAGUUCCAGCCGCCUCCCGCGAUGCAGCUCAGGAAAACAAAACCACUGCUGACCCCGGUAAUGAUUCGGGGGGCCACGCCGAGGGUCCCGAGGUCUCGGUGGAGAUUACGCCAGAGAACAAACCUGCACCUACUGUUCCUGAGUCAGAGCCCGGCGAUCCAACGAGCCAAUCAGAAUGCAGCCGUCCUGCAGCGGAUGCGCCGAGCCAAAGCGCGUCUGUCGCCUCUUUAUCCAUGAGAAGGAAGCGCUUCAGUGUCCUGCCCAACGUUAGCAAACCAAGAGCCGCCCCAGCCUCCACCAAAACCUCCUCUAACCCGCCCAAAUCUCCUGUUAGAACCAAACCCACCCCAGAUGUGCCUCCAGAUUCUGUCCAAACCUCCUCUAAAUCACCCAAAUCUCCUGUUAGAACCAGAACUACCCAAGAAGUACCCCCAGAGGUACCUCCAGAUUCUGUCCAGACCUCCUCUAACCCGCCCAAAUCUCCUGUUAGAACCAAACCCACCCCAGAUGUGCCUCCAGAUUCUGUCCAAACCUCCUCUAAAUCACCCAAAUCUCCUGUUAGAACCAGAACUACUCAAGAAGUACCCCCAGAGGUACCUCCAGAUUCUGUCCAGACCUCCUCUAACCCGCCCAAAUCUCCUGUUAGAACCAAACCCACCCCAGAGGUACCUCCAGAUUCUGUCCAGACCUCUUCUAACCUUACCAAACCAACCCCAGAGGUACCUUCAGCCUCCACCCAUGCUCCUUCAGUUACCCAAGUAUCUCCUAGUACCACCUCCAAGCCCCCUAAACCCUCUGUUAAAUCCCGCUUUGCCCCAAAACUGCCCCCUUCCUCCAUCCGUAACCGCACUAGAGCGCCAAAAUCUCCAGUCAAAGCUUCACCGAGUCCCGAAUCCGGCUCCAAACUGCCCCCUGCGCCACACUCACACUCAGCUGGCGAUACGAAAAGCAGGAGACCCAAACCUUCAGCUCCGACUCAGGCCGGCACCGAAGUAUCAUCAGACACGCCGGAUGAAUCCAAGUCUCAGUCCGCCAAUCGGGACGCGCCGGUCGGCACCGCAGAGAGCCCCCCGCGUCCUUCGUCGGUUCCCGAGUCCCGGCCAGAGAACGAGACCGCCGUACGAGACGAGAGCGAUGCCGCGGCUCGGAAAGAAGGUCAGAGAGCGGCGCAGCAUGUUCCUCUGCGUAUGAAGACGCUGAACGACCCGGCGGACGUGAUCAGGCUGGCACGGGCCAAAAAGCUUAGAGAUCUUCUCAAGAAGCAGCUGAACAAGGAGAAGGGGAAGCAGCAGAAACCCAAGGUCGCAGUGAAGGAGCGUCAGAAGGUCAAAGAUCACACCAAGAUGACCAUGAGAGAGCUCAUCUACUACCUGCCUCCAACCAAUCCCAUGAAGACACAUACUGAAGAUGAGCAGCAAGCAGAGACGGUUCCUCUUCCUCCUCCUUCCCCCAAACCAGGUCCCACAGCUGUACCGGAAUCGGACGUUCAAGCCGCCGAGGACGAAGGUGACGAGGUGGUGGAGGAGGAAGAACCACUGGUGGCUCCGAGAGUCAAGGUGGCCGAGGACGGAUCUCUCAUCAUAGACGAGGAAAGUUUAACAGUGCAGGUACUGAGACAGAAGGGUCCCAGCAUGGCGGAUGACAGAGAUCCCAUAUUUGAGCGUGGCUCCACCACCACCUACUCCAGCUUCAGGAAAGGAACCUACACCAAACCCUGGUCCAUCAAAGAGACGGACAUGUUCUUCCUCGCCAUCAGCAUGGUGGGGACGGACUUCUCCAUGAUCGGCCAGCUCUUUCCUCACCGAGCCCGAGUAGAGAUUAAGAACAAGUUUAAGAAGGAGGAGCGAGCGAACGCGUGGAGAAUAGAUAAAGCCUUCAAGGAGAAGAGGCGCCUGGACCUGGAUUUCUUCAACAGCUUGUUGGAGCAGAUCCUGAAGGACGAAGAGAAGAAGCGCAAGAAAACAAAAGAGGCGUCCAAACUGGACAAAGUUCCACGCAGGGCACCAGCGGUGAGGAAGAGGAAGGUGAACUCUUCGAUUUCGGAGGAGGACGAGAGCCUGAGCAGCGACGCCAUGGAUGGAGAGAAGGAGAACGAGAGCGUGCGUAACGACGGCGAGAGCGUGGCGGCGCCCAGGAGGACGAAAUCGGGGGUCUCAGCAAAGAGGAGCAAACAGAUGAACGGAGCAGCUGAGCAGGUCGAUGGAGAAAACGUUGGGAAAAAUGCAGCCGAGGAACCUGCUAAUGGGCUGCAGAGAUCAGACUCGGCGGAGGAGCAGAACGAGGGUUCCAGCACCGAACCUGCCCCGAAGGAGUCGGCUCGUGUUAGGAGGAGACAGAAGAACAAGGACCCACAAUCCACCCCUGGGAAGAUCUGCAAGGAUUCGGAAACGAAGGACUGUCCGACCCCGGUGAGAGAGAAGAAGGGACAGGCCUCCGAUGUUUUCAUUGUGUUGGAGGUCUCGGAGGAAGACGAUGAGCCCGAUCUCGCCACCAUCCAGGAGAACAUUCUCAAUAAACCCACAAGGUCGGGUCGCAUCCCUAAACUCUCUCAGCACGUGAUCCGUGCGGCGGCGAGCGAAGAGGAGGACGAAGACGAGAAAGAGACGAAACCGCUUCCUCCGCUUAAACCCCGACCUCGAGCCUACGCCGGCAAACGGGGCGGGUGCAGCCUUCCACGCACGGGCAGAUCUCGACUGGUGACCUUACGCGCGUCCGGCAUCGACGAAGACGAGGACGAGGAGGAAGACGGGGCGAAUCAGCAGGAGAGAAGCGAGAGUGCGAGUGUGGAGGAGGAAUGUCAGGUGUUCGUACCGAUGGGGCUCAGAUCUGUGCCCAAAGUCCAGGCGGAGGUGGAGGAGACCAUGGAGGAGCUGGACAUCCCAGUAAAUGACCCCUGUGACCUGGGAAUUUCCGAGUCGUCGAGUGCCAGGACGCACAGCGAGCAUCAGCUCGACCUGCUUGUCGAUGUGAUCGAGUUCCUCGCUCCAGACCACAUGGAAGUGUGUGAAGAAGCAGCGAGGACUCUCCUGACCAUCGGACAUUCUGCACAGAUAAACCCAACCUCAGAACUGCCUGAAACGGACGAUGUCAUCAUUGUUGAAGAAUCAUCAAGCCUGGUUCAACAAGAGAUCCAUGAAGAAGUCGUCCUGGAAAUGACCGAUCCGUCAGAGAACGCGGCUGAAACUGACCGCCCGAUCGCCAACCCCGUUAGCAUCAGUAGCGUGGGCGCUAGCAUUUCAGAACCAUCUCCUCAGCAGGACGUUUCCACUGGCGCAUGUGAACCGGACGCUACACCCAGCAGCGCCCAGUCAGACGCCAGUAAUGUGAGGGCUCCACACACACGGAGGAACCGCCUUCCAAAACCCAAACCCAACCUGAGUCGGGCGAGCAGGAGCGCCCCCGCGCAGCAGCAGGAGGCGAGAACGUCACACAUCACACGCCGAGCUGAAACUGCGGCGCCGUGUCGGCCCGAACCCGAGGAGGAACAGGAGGAACCCCGGGAGCGUGGCUCUGUGGUGGUGCCAGAGGGAGGGCGGUCCGAGGACGACGUGUGUGUGGAUGAGAGAAAGGAGGCACACGGCGAGUCUAAAUCACCUGGUCCAGGUUCCGAGAGCUCAGUGAAACUCCCUCCGCCAGUCAGACGGUGUCGUGGACCCAAACCCAAACCUAACCUGAUCCGAGGCAGCAGAACCACACGCCCCGCCACGCCCACCCAUCAGAGCGCUGCGGAGCACAGCAAGGAUCAGGCUGCCACGAAGACUCCUGCUCAGACUCCUGCUGAGACUCCUGCUCAGACUCCUGCUCAGACUCCUGUUAAGACUCCUGCUCAGACUCCUGCUGAAACUUCUGCUCAGACUUCUGUUGGGGCUUCUGCUGAGGCUUCUCCUGACCCUCAGACUCCACAGGAAGAAACCGUCAUCACCGCGGAACCGCGAGAGACUGAAACCUCGAGCACCUCCUUCACGAAGAUUCCUGACGCUCAUCCCGAGGAGCUGUACGUAGCCGCGGCCUCGUCUACGGGGGCGCCAGACGACAGCGUCUUCGUCCUCUCUCUCUCUGAAGUGCCGUACACCUCCACGAGACCAGAGGAGCUCACUACUGAGUUCCAGACCACUCCGCUAACGUCCAGUUCUGCUGGUCCGGAUGGAGAUCGGGUCGCUCCGCCCCUCCCGGAUUGUUCCGUCCCCCUCUCGGAGGAAGGCGCGAUGAAGAACGGGGGAAAUACGAAGGAAGGAAAGGGUCGGAGCUCUCAGCCAUGUCAGGAGGAUUCUGUGCAGAACUCUGGUGUGGGAGAACCUGCUGAACAUCUUGUGAAACCGUCACCAAGCUCUGAGCUGAAGGGGAGCGCGGACGAGACGGAAGUUCCUGCUAAACGGAGGAAACUUCCGGAGAGGAGAACCAGAGCGCAGAUCAGACCCAACCCGGUUCGAAGGAAAGCGCCUCACAGCCGCGAGGAGAGACCGGCUCCAUCUUCUGAUGAACGAGCAUCUGCUGCUUCAUCAGGAGAGAAGUCGGAUGAAGCUUCAGCGCCGACGCAGACCUCAUCGUCCUGUUCAGAACAGUGUGUCAGAGCUGAGACUCUGCCCGUUCAGGACUCCUCUCCGCAAGGAAUCGUGGGAAAUGUGGUUCCUUCGGAGACGGAGUCAGUCGAGUCUGUUAGUGCGGGGAUAAAAGAAGCUGGUGAAUCAGGGGCGGAGUCACAGCCUGUCAGUCAAAAACCGCCGCCGGCAACCGGCCCACUGACCAGGACUGGUAGGAGACCGAAAGGCUUCCUGUCCUUCAUGUCCACCGCGAGCUCUCGGAGACCCUCGACGUCCACCCGGGCUCCCCCGAAACCGUCCGUCAGUGGCUCCCGCUCAGAGAGGAGACGCAACACACCCGUGCCAUCGGCUCCGCCCACUCAGGUGAGUGAACCCACAUCGGCCAAGACCUCCAGCACCAAACCGAGCACAGAAGAAGAACCGACGAGCGUAGCGGCGUAUUUUUUUAACGACAUCUUUACCAUGGUGGAGGAGCCUGAUGAGAUGGACUGAGGAGAUCGCCAGUACAGGAUCGCUUUAACCGAACCGCCGACCCUCGGUUUAUCAUGUGACUAGUGGAGCUCCAAUCAGAGCGGAGACUGAGAUGCGCCCGGCUGAAACUGAGCUUUCCAUUAUUUAUGUAUAUUUUAAGUAUCUCACUAGAAUGAACUGAGGAAUUGGGAAGUGAAGCUGCCCAUGUGACCAGCAUGGCAGUGCAGCCGGUUGGUGCCGCACAACUCCAGCUAGCCAGGUUUUAUCCCCACCUCUAGUUACUGUGUGUAACUACAGUGUUGUAUGUUCUCCUCUAGUUUGUAUUACAGGUUUCUUUUACCCAAAACAUGUGCACAAACAUGCAGUAGGUGUAUUGGCUGCUCUAAAUUGACCCUAGAGAGAGUGACCCUUACCGUAGAGGGUCCUGAAUAACACAUGCCCCCUCUGACACAUGUGCAGUACAGAUUGAGUUCAUACGGAGAUCCGUAUCGCACACGGAGAGUCACACAAGAUCUCCACUAUCCUCCGUCUCUGUGCAGCACCAUCGACCAGCCAGCAGAGGGCGUAACUGCAGCUCCUCCCUCAGGCGAGCCGGUCGCUGUCUGUAUAGCCGACAGCACAGCUGAGAUUCGAACUCAUGAUCUUUAAUUAUCAGAACAGCUUCCUGCUUUUUACAUUUUUAAAAAAACGAUUUUUAAACAUUCCUUACAGUGUUUAGGGUUUUGUCUGCUUGUUUCACUCCAGGAAAGUAAAUUAUUGCUUUCAAACAUUUUACAUUUCAUUAAACAUUUCAUAUUUACUCUAAAUCGGUCCUGUUUGUUCUUCCUGAAGCAUCGACGCUUUGUUCACACCAGUCUGAGUAACUCGCAUUCACAGUCCGUGUUUUUAUUAUGAUUUUUAUCUGAAUUGUGUGUAAUUUAAUAGUUUUAAACCUGUAAUUUAUACUAAAGUUGUGAAUCUCAGUAAUGAAGCUGAGAGUUUCUGUGUAGAAAUGUGUGACUUCAUGACGCGUCUUCAGUGUUUACGUGUAAAUAUGUGAAUAAAUGUAAAAAUUAGCUU